AUGUUUGUCCAAAAGCUGUGUGUGGAUCCUGCCUCAGUGUUUCUGAGUUUGCACAAGGCAAGAUGCCUAUUAAAGAAAGGUAAGAAUUAUGGAAGCAGCUCUGAUUCGGAUGAGCUUUAUAAAGGUCAUGAAGAAGAUCAGCUAGAACUAUCUGAUUGUGAUGAUAUGGAUGAUACCGAGGGACACAAGCGGGUGGUUAGAAGGAAGAGCUCAGUGAAAGGUAAGGCCACACCAUUGAAGAGAGAGUUUAUUGGGUGGGGAUCAAAAGUUCUUAUUGAGUUCCUUGCAUCCAUCGGUCAAGACACAACCCAAAAAUUAUCACAGUAUGAUGUGACAUCCAUCAUUAGUAGGUAUGUUAAUGACAACAAUCUUCUUCAUCCGCAAAAGAAGAGGAAGGUUCUUUGUGAUGAAAGGUUGCGACCUGUUUUGGGGAGGAAAUCAGUCAAUAAAAAUAAAAUAUAUGACAUUGUGGAAGGGCAUUUGGCUGAGAACUUGGAGCAGUCAGAGGAUGAUGAGGCUAGAUACAGUUCAGAAGACAAGGAUGAGACUGUCUUGAUGGCCUGUAAAAGGCAAAGAAAAUCUAACUUAGAGACACCUCAGAUAAAGGAACUUACUCCAUUGAUACCUCAGAGCCGUUUUGCAGCUAUAGUUCCUAAAAAUAUUAAACUUAUCUACUUGAAGAGGAGUUUAAUGCUGGAGUUAUUGAAGCAACCAGACACUUUUGAAAGCAAAGUGAAGGGUAGCUUUGUGAAAGUGAAGGCAGACUCAUAUUGGUAUUCUCAAAAUCAGACUCAUCAGCUCUUCCAAGUAACAGGCAUAAAGAAAACUCAGAAACUCAAGAAAUCAAUGCAGAAAUUCUCCUGCAGGUCCCAAUGCAAAAGAUAUCCGUAUUAA
This is a messenger RNA of Vitis riparia (riverbank grape), 894 nucleotides long. RefSeq lists its product as uncharacterized. The transcript has 4 exons. NCBI's taxonomy places the organism in Eukaryota, Viridiplantae, Streptophyta, Magnoliopsida, Vitales, Vitaceae. Gene Ontology annotation, molecular function: DNA binding. The record is from RefSeq and is a predicted model, not a curated record. Bases 1 to 894 code for a protein of 297 amino acids.